AUGCCUCUUAAUAACGUCAUCGAAGUCAAAACUGAUCAAAAUGGUCAUAUCAGGCUUACUGGUGGCACUGAUGCGGCAGUGUUAAACAUACUUUCGAAGGUUUUAGACUUCCAGUUUAACUUAAGCAUUCCCGAAGACAAAGAAUGGGGUCGUUUGGCCGCGGAUGGACACUGGACAGGUAUGGUUGGCAUGGUUAUGAGAAGCGAGGCUGAUCUCGCAAUAUCCUUGAUAAGCAAAGAUGGAGAGCGCGAAAGCGUUAUUGAUUUUUGUGAGCCAAUUCUAUACAAUGAGUUAACUUUCGUUACGCAUUUGCCAAGAACUCGGAAUAGAACGUUAGCAUUUAUUUAUCCUUUUGAUUAUAUCACCUGGAUAUGUUUGGCAUGUGCUAUUGUUUUUAUGCCUUUUCUGUUUCAGUUAAUUUAUCAAAAAACAAAACUUUAUUCAGAUUUGUUUUUAGGCGUUUAUGCCAGUUUAGUUCGACAAGGUGUAAAUGAAAACAUAUUUGGCGGUAGAUUGCUUACUUGCUUCUGGUGGUUGGCGGCGAUGAUAAUAUCAUUUAGUUACACAAGCGUGCUGUUUUCAUUUUUAGCAGUUCCACUUGUCGAUCAGCCUGUACGGUCAUUUCGUGAACUUGCUAUGGCCGUUGAAGUUGGCCGAUAUAAGGCGCUGGUCAAUCGUGGUACUCUACUUAUACCAGUAUUUAAGAGCAGUCAGAAAGAGGAUUUAAUAAAAAUUGCCGAAGUGAUGGAAAAAAAUGACUGGUUCGUAAAUAUUAUUGAUUACUUGAGCGAAAAAUAUUUUGAUGGUAAAACAGCCUUUAUUGGACCGAGAUCUCUGUUUCAAUUUAGGUUUGGAAAAGCACCAUUGACAACAAAGUAUAUCUCUGAGGAUACUGCUAUUACUAUUGAUUCUAGUAUAAUAACUGGUAAAAAGUUUUGUUGUAAGAAGGCGAUUGAUCUUACAAUUCUUCGCAUGAAAAAGACAGGUAUACUACUGAAAAUAACGAACGACCAACUGUUUAAAUCGUGGCUACAUGAAACAAGCAAAAAACGCGCAUCUUCAACAGAGCAUAGCAUUUCCUUAAAUGAUAUUAUUGGUCCGGUUGCUUUACUUUCAAUCGGUAUUGGUUUAUCAAUAGUCAUUCUAUUUGCAGAAAUAAUUUGUAAGAAGACCUUUGGCUAA
Molecule: messenger RNA, 1182 nt
Organism: Parasteatoda tepidariorum (common house spider)
Lineage: Eukaryota; Metazoa; Arthropoda; Arachnida; Araneae; Theridiidae
Product: glutamate receptor ionotropic, delta-1-like
Cellular component (GO): membrane
Molecular function (GO): ligand-gated monoatomic ion channel activity
Source: RefSeq, a predicted model, not a curated record